Messenger RNA from Archocentrus centrarchus (flier cichlid), 3751 nucleotides. RefSeq names its product double PHD fingers 2 (gene dpf2). Gene Ontology annotation, biological process: nervous system development. NCBI's taxonomy places the organism in Eukaryota, Metazoa, Chordata, Actinopteri, Cichliformes, Cichlidae. Gene Ontology annotation, cellular component: nBAF complex. The record is from RefSeq and is a predicted model, not a curated record. Bases 92 to 1357 code for a protein of 421 amino acids. The transcript has 13 exons.
GUUUCACCUUCCUGCACAAUCUCUCUGCCUACAAGUCCUGACAGAGGGCACACAUUACCCGUCAGCCACUUUCCCAGUGUACUGAAGCAAGAUGGCAGCUGUUGUUGAGAAUGUUGUCAAACUGCUGGGAGAGCAGUACUACAGAGAUGCCAUGGAGCAGUGUCACAACUACAAUGCCAGGCUGUGUGCUGAGAGGAGUGUUCGGAUGCCGUUCCUCGACUCUCAGACUGGCGUGGCUCAGAGCAACUGUUAUAUCUGGAUGGAGAAGAGACACAGGGGACCAGGCGUGGCUCCAGGACAGCUGUACACUUACCCAGCCAGGAGGUGGAGGAAGAAACGGAGAUCUCAUCCUCCAGAAGACCCCCGGCUUAUCUUCCCUCCGGUUAAAUCAGAGCUAGAUUUAGGACUGAAGAAGGAUGCUCUGUUGUCAUCGGAUGGUAGCAGCCUGGAGGCCCUGCUGAAGGGUGAGUCCUUGGACAAACGGACAUCUGCAGACCUUCGAGGCUCUGAGGAGGAUUCAAACCUGAGUGAUUACACAGGAGGCCUGAACCCUGCUGCCCGGAUUAGAAAGAGAAUCCUCGAGCCAGACGACUUCCUGGACGACCUUGAUGAUGAAGACUAUGAGGAAGACACGCCUAAAAGAAGAGGCAAAGGGAAAGGGAAGGGUCGAGGAGUGGGCAGCAGCAGGAAGAAGCUGGACACAGCGGCACUGGAAGACAGAGACAAGCCUUACGCCUGUGACAACACUCUCAAACAAAAGCAUAUUUCAAAACCUUCUGAAAGAGAAAGCAGGAGACCUCAGGAACCUGUUUGUGGGAAGCGCUACAAGAACCGUCCCGGCCUGAGCUACCACUACACCCACUCCCACCUGGCCGAGGAGGAGGGUGAGGAGAAAGAAGACAUGGAAAUCAACGAGCCCGCCCUGCCGCUGCCCGAGGAGCCGAAAACGCCGAAGAAAGGGCCAGAUGGGCUCGCGUUGCCUAAUAAUUACUGCGAUUUCUGCCUGGGAGACUCCAAAACUAAUCACAAGACCGGCCAAUCAGAAGAGCUGGUGUCCUGCUCCGACUGUGGACGCUCGGGUCACCCCUCCUGCCUGCAGUUCACUCCUGUAAUGAUGGCUGCUGUGAAGACGUACCGCUGGCAGUGCAUAGAGUGUAAAUGCUGCAACAUGUGCGGCACAUCGGAGAAUGAUGAUCAGCUUCUGUUCUGCGAUGACUGCGACAGAGGCUAUCACAUGUACUGCCUCAACCCCCCCAUGUCUGAACCUCCCGAGGGAAGCUGGAGCUGUCAUCUAUGUCUGGACCUUUUGAAAGACAAGGCGUCUAUAUACCAAAACCAGAACGCCCCACCAUCGUGAUGGCCACUCUGGCCUGCGCACCCUCAUCACCCAGCCGUCCUGCAGCAGCGUCGUUCACCCUUCAAAAUAAGAUGACAGACUUCCCUGACAAGCUGACCUCAGAGGGAGUGUGUUCUGGACAGGGAAAAAGGGAAGGAACGGGAGGUACACCUUUACCAGGCUGGCUUCGGUUACCAUCAGAUAUGACUGUUACACAGUUCCAACCUCAGAUUCAAUCCCAUAGAUUUUUAUUUUCACCGCCUUGCCACAUAACCAAUUUCAGCAACACUCAUUUUAGCAGAAAGACAGCAUAAAUAGCCAAAUAAUCUCUUCUAGUUCAGCUUUUUUUUUUUUUUACACAAAGUUGCUAAAACCUUGUCAAUGUACCGAUUUUAUGACUAGAGCAGAAAUAGAGCUCAUUGAUAUCAAAUAGCAUGCCAAUGCUCACUCAUAGUUUAAAAAAAAAAAGACAUUUUAUAAUAUUUAUAUAUUUCUAUAGUAUAUAUAUUAGUGUUGAGUAUGCACAAAUUGGAAAGAGAAUGGUCAUGAUAUGUUUCAGAGCCCAUUUCAUCAUUGUGAGAGAAACCCAGCACCACGUGUUGUUUUAUGGAACUGUUUUUGGUGAUUCAUUUGAUAGAGUCAAAGGGAUUUGCUGAGACUGUAAAUAAUUUUUCCCUCUUAUCCAUUGGCUGCGGCCACAUAACGGUACGCAGAGAAACUGCACGACACAGGUGGCUCCAGAGGCUGAAGGACUUCAGGGGCGGCAGGUUGGAUUUUUAGUCUAGUAAUGGACUCGUGUUUGUGCAACACGCAGACAUGCUGAAAGACAUACUAAUGUGCUGGUUUCAUUCAGGCUUUGGGGCCUUUUUUUUUUUUUUGGACCCACCUGUUGACUCUCCAUUGUGGUCCUGAGGACUGGAGUGACACAGCAGAUGAGAUGAUGAUGAGAAAGUCAAAAACAAAUCCUACAUGCAUUAUCAGCCCGGUAAAGGGAUAAUCGCUGUGUUCUAGCAGUUUGCUGAUCAUGCAACAUAUCCAUUGUUCUGUUGAUGAUGUGACACCACUAGAUUUUUUUUUUUUUUUAAAUCUAAGGACAACGUGACCUUGAUUGCGGUCACUUGCUGACAAUAUAAAAGCAAUAGAAGAGCCGUUGUAGGAGGCUGGGAUGACAGGGACUCGUGGCUGAGUCUGUUUAGGCUAAUGUGCGAUACUGUAAAUGUUCUUUAUCAGAAAAUGCUAUUACAGAUAGUGGACUGUGGCAACAUUUGUGGAUGGCUCCAUACUGUAGAAAAGAGAUUAUAAUGUGUAUAUGUAUAAUGUGGGGAGAUGGCUCUUUCUGUCACUGCUUUCAUAGUUUGAUUAUGCAAUGGUUUCCUUCUGUGGUUAGAGGAAGUCUGGCUGAACUGCUAAAGCAGUAACUUUACCUCACACAGAAAACAGUAUUUAAAGGGUUGAAAUGUUGUAGAUAGAUGGCACAGACAGAGGGAUAAAUAAUCACGACAGCUGCAGCGUCUGCUUCAAUAACUGCGUAUUCUACAGUUAAACAAGUGCAUGUUCAGUAAUUGUCAGCACUCGUAUUCCGUGUAGUCGUCUCAGCGUGAGGCCGGCAAAGGUGUUGGGAAGUGGUGUAAUAUAAAUUAACCAUGCUAUCAUGUUUCAAUAGCCAACUAACAUUACUAAAGCAUUACACAAAUAUAACUUGGUUUAUUUUUCUCAUCAUGUUUUAAACUUACCGUUUUAUCUAGAGACGGUGGCUACUAGAAUAUUUUGCUGGUUGUGUUUCUUUUUUUUUUUUUAUUUUUUUUUUGGUAUUCAUCAGUGAUGUUUGCAUACCUGAUUUGUGGGACAUUUUUUUGGGACUUAAGCAGAAGUUGCUUUCUAGUUAAUCCUGUGAUCCGGGUCUGAACUGAGCCGCUCUCCUCCAAAGCUCCACAACAAGAAGCAAAGUCUGUAAUGUGAUUAAGAGGCUAACGCUGUUCAGCGGUUAAGCAUCCGACAUCCAAACUAAACUGACACAAACAAGAAGCGCGUCCACCUGCUGUUGUCACAAACAGCCGUUAUGUCAUUUUAAUAUCAGACUCAGUUUUCUUGUUUCCAGCUUUGGGAGAGGCGUGCUCAUUACAGCAGGAGGAAAACAUAUUUAACCCUUUCAUGCACGGUGUCAGCGCUGGCUUUGCGCCCCUUUAUAUUCCUGUGUUGUAUGGUGUCCACAUGUGUGGGCGAUAAGAUGUAUUUAAACCAGAAUUUUGUUUUUGUUUUUUUUUAACUAAAAAAAAUUCCCAUAAUUUGUGCAUGAAAGGGUUAAAUCAAGGUCAUAGGUUUACAUCGUAGGGGAAUUCUCUUAGGGUGGACUUUGAUUUGGAUUGUGAUGGAAUGUUUUAUUGUAUGAAAAUUGUCUUCAGGAAAAUAAAAUAC